Molecule: messenger RNA, 4523 nt
Organism: Eriocheir sinensis (Chinese mitten crab)
Lineage: Eukaryota; Metazoa; Arthropoda; Malacostraca; Decapoda; Varunidae
Product: histone deacetylase 4-like
Exons: 25
Coding region: 3-3203 (1066 amino acids)
Biological process (GO): chromatin organization; negative regulation of transcription by RNA polymerase II
Cellular component (GO): histone deacetylase complex
Molecular function (GO): histone deacetylase activity
Source: RefSeq, a predicted model, not a curated record
UUAUGGAAAUUAUCACGUCAUAUGUCGGACACUUGGUGAAGCCUGAAAAGAGCAGUCCCCCGCUCGGCUCUCCGCAGUUGCCGCCGUGCUCCGUGUCCUCAGAACUCACAGAGAUGGCCAACGAUGCGGCGAUCCCUGACGCGUCCUUCGAGCAGCGUCUUCUACAGGCUUCUCGGCAACAGCUCAAGCAGCACCAGCAGUUGCAGCAGCAGCUCCUCCUCCACCAGUACCAGCAGCAGCAGCAGCAACUGACGGAGCAGCACCAGAAGCAGCUGCAGCAACACAUAAAGCUCCAACAAAACCUGCUCUACCACCAGUUUCAGCAGGAGCACCAACGCCUCCUAGAACAGCAGGAAAAUGAGCUACACUCGCAUCUCAAGCAGUACCUGGAACAGCAGAAUACCAAGCGGGAGGAGGAGAGGGAGAAGCACAGGAAGGAGACGGAGCGGUUGGAGGCGCUGAAGAAUAAGGAGAAGAGUGAGCAAUCGGCCAACGCGUCUUCGGAGGUCAAACAGCGACUCCAGGAGGUUAUCUUGAAGAAGCAACGGGAUGCAGCGACCGGGGCGGCGGCUGGCGGUGGAGGGGCGGCGGGGGGCACCUCCAGCCUGCGGACCUGGCCGCCCGGCAGUGACUUCCCCCUCCGCAAAACAGCCUCGGAGCCCAACAUCUGCCUCAAGGCUCGCCACAAACAGCGGAUGGGCACGGAGCGGCGUCCUUCCCCCCUGGUAGCACGCCGCAAGGACAAGCUGCCCUGCUCCCUCAAGAGACGACCCCCGUAUGCAGUCGAGAGCGGAUCCACACCAGACAGCGGCCAGAGCUCUCCUCCCAACGGGCUACCCACCUCACGCUCAUCCUCGGGGUCCACGCCUAUCCAUGAGGAGGGCGGCGGAUCCCCCUAUGGCGCCCACGGGGGAGGGGGCCAAGGAUCCUGCUCCGACCUCCCCGUCUACUCCUCCCUACCCAAUAUCUCCAUGGGACGUCCCCCACAUUCCACCCAGCCCGAGGGGCUGAAGCUUCCCAUAGUGUCUGAAGCGGACAUGCGGACACUCCCGACCCACAUCGGCAUGCCCCUGACCGGACACCCCCUCUCCUCCACGCUCCCCUACUACCCGACUCUACCAGUGAUUGACGGCGAGGGUUACAGCAUGGGUGGGGCAGCUCGGGGCCAACAGGUCACUGCCAUGGAGACCAGUAGUGGUGGGGGCAUCAUGCGAGGGGGCAUCUACCACCCCUCUGCUGCCACAGCCAUUACGGACCCCCAGGUGAGGACCAGCCGCUCACGCCCCCUGAGUCGCACCCACUCCUCCCCGCUGCCCCUCGGCCACCCAGUGUUGCAGGGACAGCCACCCUCCUUCCUGCCCCACGCCCCCCAGACAGCCCCCCACCAACACACCCUUGACCACCAUCUUCUGAAACAGCACAUCCGGCAGACAGUCUUGACACGCGCCAACAGCAAAAACCAGGUGGAGAAUGUGGCCGAGGAGACUGAAGCUGCCGUCGCCCAGGCCAUCGCCACCGACAAGACUCCAGAGGAGCCUCUGGACCCUGUUGUGAGCUAUGGCACCCUUGGGAUAAACCCUCUUGACCCUACUCCUGCUGGACCUGCUUGUAGGCAGCCCUGGUUAAAAACAUUGACUGGUGUGACACUCACUGAUGCUGGAAAGAGGGUAAUAGACCUCACUGAACGCAAGAUUGAGGAGAGUCAGCUGGCCAGACACCACCGAGAGCACCUGCUCUUCCCACACCACCGAGACCUGACUGGCAAGCCUCCGCCUCUCCACUCCUCCACCAUAUCCCUCCUUUCCUCUUUAGGUUCGGCCUUCACCCCGCGCUCCGGUAGCCACAUGGCGCGGCCCCUGUCCCGCGCCCUCAGCUCUCCCCUGGUCACCCUCUCCCCUCAAGGCUCACCACAGGAACAAAUCAACAUCAGCAAGCAGGGCGCAACAACUGGGUUUGCCUACGACAACAUGAUGCUGAAGCACCAGUGUGCGUGUGGCGACAACUCCCACCACCCCGAGCAUGCGGGGCGCCUGCAUUCCAUCAUGGCACGGCUGCAGGAGACCGGCCUCUUCCACCGCUGCUACUGUCUCCGCACUCGCAAAGCCACACCUGAAGAGAUACAGUCAUGCCAUAGUGAGGCACACACUCUUCUCUUCGGCACGAACCCCCUGAACCGAUCUCGACUGGACCUGAGUAUGUUUGCUGACCUGCCCAUCAAGAGCUUCGUCCGGCUGCACUGUGGAGGCAUCGGCGUGGACCUGGACACCACCUGGAACGAGAUGCACACGUCCUCGGCCGCUCGCAUGGCUGCCGGCUGUGUGAUAGAUCUGUCCUACAAAGUUGCAACAGGUGAGCUGCGUAACGGCUUCGCGCUGGUCCGUCCUCCAGGGCACCACGCAGAGCACCAGCAGGCGAUGGGCUUCUGCUUCUUCAAUUCCGUCGCCAUCGCUGCUCGCCAACUGCACCAGAAGCUUAGCCUGGAGAAAAUACUUAUUGUGGACUGGGAUGUGCAUCAUGGGAACGGCACACAGUCCAUGUUCUACAAUGACCCACAUAUCCUGUACAUCUCCAUGCACCGCUAUGAUGAUGGGAGCUUCUUCCCUGGCACUGGGGCUCCCACUGAUGUGGGCGAGGGCAAUGGGUAUGGCUUCAACGUCAACAUCGCUUUCUCUGGGGGACUGAAGCCUCCGAUGGGUGACGCGGAGUACCUGGCGGCCUUCAGGAGUGUUGUGAUGCCCAUUGCUAAGGACUUUGACCCUGACGUGGUGCUGGUGAGUGCCGGCUUUGACGCAGCAGACGGCCAUCCCCCGCCCCUGGGAGGCUACAAGGUCUCGGCGAGUUGCUUUGCCCACAUGACCAAGCAGCUUAUGACCCUCGCUCGUGGCAAGGUGGUGCUUGCGCUGGAGGGCGGCUAUGACCUCACCAGCAUCAGCGACGCCUCUGAGGCUUGUGUGAGAGCCUUGACAGGGGAGGACCCGCCACCCAUCUCUGAGCACGAGCUGACGCGCCCACCCUGCCAGAACGCUCUCAAAACCCUCCAGAAUGUUAUUGCUGUGCAGAGCGGUCCCUGGCCAGUGGUGCGGCGACAGAGUGCGUUGCUGGGCCUGUCCCAAGCAGAGGCUCAAGGCCGCGAGGAUGAGCAGGAGACAGUCUCAGCCAUGGCCUCGCUGAGAGUGGACCCCCAGAACUCACAGUCCAGGUGAGGAUGAGCACACAACUAGGUGUGUGUUCUUUCAGGAGUCCGGAGCCCUCCCCCCAGGCCACUGCUGCAGGCGCCUCCAAUGAUGAAGAGGAGCCCAUGGACGAGGACUCUGAGGUCAAGUAACGGGCGGGCAGGACCCUCCGUGAGCCUACACGUGACUGGCCGGGCUGCCCCGCCCCGCUCACUAAGCCUGUGACAGGUCAACUGCGCUUGCGUUUUGGAGCACCGCCACGAGCGCCUCUUUUCUGGUGCGUGUGGCGGGCAGGCGACCAGUGAUAUUUAGUGUUAAUGUUGCGGCGGCGUGAGGGACGCGUGUCGUGUCGGUCCAGUGGUUGGACGUGUUCGAUGAACCAAAGAUUAGCUAGAUUUUUAUGAUGUGCGUACAUGGUGUCUUAAAUUUCUUAAGGUUGUAGUGUUCCAUAGGUAGAUGGACCAGGCUGCCUGGUCAUAUUUAUUGCUGAACCACAUUUAUUUUCAUUACAUAUUAUGGGAGAGUAAGUUUAUAUGUGCUGCUGCUAGGCAGUUCCCCGCCUGUGUGUGUGGCCUGGACAGCCCCACCAGACUCCUGACACCUUAAUCAAUACCUGUGCCAACCACUUAACAGAUGUUUUCUGUUGACAAACUAAACUUUGAAGAUGUUGUUAGUAUUCAUAGUGUUUAGUAGAUAAAUGUAUAAUAUACAUAUAUAUAUUAUAUAUUCAAUUUUAUGUAUUUCAAAUUUUAUUUGUUCACCUCACAUGAUGGUGUAAAUUCAUGUCACUUAAGUGCACAAAAAACAUAUAACAAGCCUUACUUGUUACCAGGAAAGUGAGACGCUAGGAACCAGGGAGUGGUGCUCCUCCCCUCUGCUGUGAACACUGGACCUGUGGGCCAGGUGGGACAGAGGUGAUAUUUGUGCUGUGAGGGACUACUGUAGUGUUGGCAGCAGCGGAGGGAGCAGGGAGGGUGGGAGAGCCUGGGUGUGCCCUGCCCCGCCCCGCCCCACCCAAGCUCGUGCCGGCACCUGCGUGGAGGGCCGGGGACCCUGUCUUGCUAAACUCAUGUACACAGUUUAAUACUUUUACACCCGGCUCAUGAGCGCUAGUCAGAAUCACAUCCCUCCUCUUCCUCCUCCCCGCCUCCUUCUCCUACUCAUCUCCCCCCUUCACCCCCUCUUCUCCCUCCUCCUCCUCCUCUCCUGCGUGGCCAAGGCUGCCGCCCUGUGUUCUGGUGUGGAGCUUAAGGCUCUGUGGGGUUUCAGGAAGGCUUGAGAGUCCCGCCCGUACCCUGUAUCUUGUCCCUGUAUGGCCACCGUGUCACAUAAUAAACAGAUGUUCAACAA